Molecule: messenger RNA, 2174 nt
Organism: Clunio marinus
Lineage: Eukaryota; Metazoa; Arthropoda; Insecta; Diptera; Chironomidae
Source: the annotation of a GenBank genome assembly
UUCUCAUCAAAACAUUUCAAACGACUCAACAGUCAAAACGUAAAACGCUUCGUUCCGAGAAAAAAAAAAAAGUGAAUUGAUUUAAAAUCGACACCAAAAUGAGUUCUACAGAGUUUAAUAUUGGAUUAGUUGACAAUCGCGCAUCAUCUCGUGUAACUCGUCCACCGGGUGGCGCUUCGUCAAACAUCUUUGCUCCAGCUGAGGAAGUCAAACCUCAUGUUCGUCCAAAGUACGACCAACAAAACAGCUCGAAUCUCAAUUUCUGCAUGAACACAGUUGAUCCAAAUUUGAAAGUUCAACAGCAAUUUGCACCACCAAAUGAAGACAAUGAAGCUUCACCAGCUCCAGAAGUUCAUCAUGAACAACAAGCUUCAGAUGAUGUUGAUCAAAAGAUGAACGGAAAUGUUCAGGCAGAACCAGCACAGCCAUCUGCUGCCUUGCCUACUUAUCAUCAUCAUCGCUCAACCGCUCUUUGGUAAUUUCUUCAUCAUGCAAACCGCACGAGGACCAAAAACGCUUUUUGAUACUCGACCACUUCUCAUUCUUCUACUUUAUCGAUCAAUAAAAGAAAUAUUAAAUCAGUUUAAGUGAAAGUAUCGCAAGAAUAUAAGAAGAGAAACUGCCAGAAACCAACCAACCACAUACAUCCGUUGCUCGAUAGUUCAUCAAUUAAGAACUGUUCUUAUACUAUUUAUAGAAAUGUAAAGUAGUUUCUACAACAGAAGUUAGUUUCGGGCUUCUAACAACUUAUUUAUAACUCCUAAAAUCGUUUCUCUUCCCGCUAAGCGAUCCGCUCAACUUCCCGCCCAAAAUCCCAUUUACCAACUUAUUAUUAUCACAUCUCGUCAAUCUUUUUUUUAUAAGUAUUAAAUUGUGGUGUUAACAUCACGAAUUUCUUUGUCAAUAAUUUCUCCUUACGUUAGUUUCGAACUCGGGAAUUUUGUUUUUUUUUGUUGAUUCUUUUUUAAAAUACUUUUUUACCAAAGACGAAUUGUUUGCUUCCAUUGUAGUAUUUUUUUUUGUAGACAACGGUAAACAUUGAUUUCUUAUUAUUCAUUUGAAACUAUUUUUAUCUUUCUCUCUUUCUCGCUAAUAUGUGAACAUAAAAUAAAUGUCAAGUCUUACAUGACAAUUGCUUAGCCGACCCAAACUUAAACUUAAAAACCUAGAAAAUAAAAUAUUUGUCUGGGAAAUGAAUGAUAAAAAUGCUUAAAAUAUUUGAAGAUUUUUAUAUGUUAUGUCACGCUCAAAUGCACCUACGCAUUCAAUAGUAAUCUCCAUAAAAGUAAACAAAAGGUUUUUUAAAUUCAUUCGAUGAGUUGUUUGUUGAUUGGAAUAUUUAGAUUUUUAUCGUUUGAUAGUAAAUUUAAUUUGGAAACCGAAAGUGAAGAAGAAUUAUUUGUAUUUUCUUCUUUUGUUAAGCAAACAGAGAAUUCUUGUUAAAUAGUAGAUGUGAUCAUCAUUUCUGUUUAUUCAAUUUCUCAUCAAUGAAUUGAUCGUUUCUAGACGUAACGAAUUCUCUGAUGCAAUAAAACCAACACUUCUAUUGAUAGUGACUUCAAUUGAAUAAAUAAUUUGAUGUUCUUCCUCUCGCCCUCAUUUAACAGCAAGCAACACAUUUAACGCAACUUUAUUAAUUCUCUAUAGCCAAUUUAAUCGUUGAAAAUCGUCAGUUUGUUGUUGCUUUAGCUUUCGGUGAGACUAUUUGACUCCACAUAUGGAAGAAAGUUUCUUUUCAGUAGCAUUUUGUAAAAUUGCUUCCAUUUAAUCAAUCCGUGACUGUGCAUUUUUUCUCAAUUUAUUUCGCUAUUAACCAAUAUUUAUUUCUACAUAACUAACUAAAUAACCACCGUUCCUUGUAAAGGUUCAUUAUGAGUUAGUCUAACUCCAAUAACUUACUUAAAGUCUGUAAAACAAAUUUUAAAUGUAAUUUAAUAAUUUGAAGAAUAAUGAAGAAAAACAAGAACAAAACGGAAAUAAAGACAAAAACAUUUUUUUUAUGCUAUUUAAUGUAAAACACCAGAAACGAAACUGUUAUGAAUUUGAUAGACAUCUUGAAAAGGUUUUUCAAAUUUUAUGCUCAACUCCCGCGCCCAUUGUUUUUUUUCAGCGUCCAUAAUGAAUGAAAGUGCUCAUAAUUAAACAUAAAAUAACUGUAAGCAUGAAGAACGUUU